Pantherophis guttatus is the source of this 2087-nucleotide messenger RNA. NCBI's taxonomy places the organism in Eukaryota, Metazoa, Chordata, Lepidosauria, Squamata, Colubridae. The record is from RefSeq and is a predicted model, not a curated record.
AUGAGUCACACAAAGAGGGCUACAAAUGCUCUGGAUGAGCACCAGAAAUACCUCGUCCUGUUUCUCUGCUUCAUAAGAGUUGAUGUUCUGUUAAUGGAAUUGCUUGUGGACUUUGAUGAACUCAUGAGCAUGGCAGGUGGUAGCAUGGCCGAUGAUUCUUUUAUUGCUCCAAUCGAACUGGUGCUGUUUGGUGUCAGUAUCAACCAGAAUUCUCGGCUCCUACCUAACAUUACCCUGGGCUACAACAUCUAUGAUAAUUUCCUCAGUGCAAGAGUAACAUAUGAGAUCAUGAUGGAGUUGCUCUCUACAGGGCAGGAGAAUGUCCCAAAUUACAGAUGUGGAAGACAAAGGAAUAUCCUGGCAGUUCUUGAAAACAUAGAUGCUGAACUCUUUGAUCAUAUUUCUACUGUCUUGGGCAUCUACAAAAUCCCACAGCUUCAUCACUUCGUGAGAAACUUCCAGCUUCACAACAUUUCCAAGGACGGCAUUUAUUUGGAUGAAAAUGGAGUUCCUGCUGCUGACUUUGAUGUCAUGCAUUGGAGAAUGUUUCCCCAAGAGUCUUAUCCUAUGGAAAAAGUUGGGAGUGUAAAAAGGGAAGCUUCUUCUGAAAUCAACUUCUCCAUCAAUCAGAGUGUCAUCCAAUGGCCAAUAUCAUUUAACAAGGUAGUGCCUUCUUCUAGAUGUACAGACAGUUGUUACCCAGGAUAUGCCAAGCUCGUGAGAGAAGGAGCCCCUGUUUGCUGCUAUGACUGUUCUCUGUGUAUGGAAGGGACAUUCUCAGUGGAAGAAGAUGCAACCCAUUGCAGCAAGUGUCCAGAUGACCAGUAUUCCAAUGAGAAGCGGAAUCUGUGUAUCCCCAAAAGUAUAAGUUUCUUGUCCUAUGAAGAAACAUUGGGAUUCAUUCUGGCUUCCUUUACCCUUGCUUUGUCCCUAAUCACUGCCUUUGUUUUGGGAAUCUUCACCAAAUACAGAGAAACUCCCAUAGUCAAAGCCAACAACCGGGACCUUACCUACAUUCUUCUGAUCUCCCUUCUCCUUUCCUUCUUGACCUCUCUUCUAUUCAUUGGGCGCCCCAAGAAAGUGACCUGCCUUCUUCGACAAAGCAUCUUCAGUGUUGUUUUCUCAGUUGCUGUAUCCUCAUUGCUGGCCAAGACUGUCAUGGUGGUGGUGGCAUUUCUGGCCACAAAGCCAGGCAGCAGGAUGAGGAAAUGGCUGGGAAAGACUCUGGCCAACUCUAUUGUUGUAUCCUGUUCUGGGAUUCAGGUGGGCAUCUGCAUGAUAUGGCUUGGAAUAUCUCCCCCAUUCCCAGACUCUGACAUGCAUUCUCAACCAGGGUAUAUCCUGCUGCAAUGUAAUGAAGGUUCAGUCACCAUGUUCUACACUGUACUGGGUUAUAUGGGCCUUCUGGCUGCCAUCUGCUUCUUGGUGGCUUUCCUAGCACGCAAGCUGCCAGGGACCUUCAAUGAAGCCAAGUUGAUCACCUUCAGCAUGUUGGUUUUCUGUAGUGUUUGGAUCUCCUUUGUGCCCACCUACCUGAGCACCAAAGGAAAAUACAUGGUGGCUGUGCAGAUCUUCUCCAUCCUGGCAUCCAGCCUGGGCUUAAUGGGCUGCAUCUUUGUUCCCAAAUGCUACAUCAUUAUCCUGAGACCUGACAUGAACACCAAGGAGCACCUAAUAGUGAAUUCUAAAAAGGGAACCUAAUGUUUUCCACAGGUAGAUGGAAGGAUGGAGGGUUGGUAGAUAAGUAGAAGGAAAGUAGAAAACUAGGAGAUAAAUAAAGAUAAAUAUACAUGAUCUUCUAUUCCUUUUAAAUAGUGAUUAAGUUGACACAGCACACUAAGCCAUAUUUUUCUGCCUAUUAUUUGAUAAGUCAGACACAGUGUUAAAACAUGAUUUAUGACAGGAUUCCCAUAAAAUGCUAGUCCUUACAUCAGAUAAACUCCAUGAUGGCCCUGGUGCAUUAUGGCAAUCUUGUUAUUAUAGAAACAUCUGACAGUGGUAUUCAAGGUAUUGUGAAUUCUAUCCCACUGCACUUCCUUGAAUGUUAUCUAUAACAGUCCACAAUUCAUACACACACACACACACAC